AACUUCGCAGCAUUCGGUGAAAGUUACACGUAUCGAGAACUGUUUUUUCGUUCGGCUGACACGGAGCUCUGCUCAACGUCGCAGCUAAUCUCAUCGUAUCCACGAAUUUUGUUGCAUCAGAUCAUCACUGCAUCUCGUCUCCGAAGAAAUUCAAACUUUCCGCGCUCCCCCAAAGUGUGCAGUAGUGGCCAGACUGCAGUCGGUAAACUGCACAGGUGUCAGUCACAUAUAAGUGCAUGUGUUUGUGUGUGUAUAUGUGUGCAGUGUAGUGAACCUCCAUCAUAAGAAGUCGCGCGCGGCGGCAGUAUUCAAAAGGAUACGAGAUAACAACAACAACGACGAGUAAAUCCGCAAGAUGCGCCUCGACCCGGCAAUUCAGCGCGAGGAGGAGUUGGCGGCUCAGCACCCCGAGCUAUACCAACAGCAGCUGCAGCAGCGCAUGGUGCGCCUGCGACCCGAGCGAUUCAUGCAGGAGGACCACCUGACCCAUGCGGAGCGCGAGUGGCUGGACGUCCACUUCGGCGGCGCCGACGUAGCCCGCGACAAGCACAGCAUCAUCGAGACGCCGCUGCGGCUGGUCGGCACCGUCGACAUGGAGGACGACGUGACGCAGUACGAAUGCGUCGAGCUGCUGCGCGAUCUCGCAGCCAGGAAGCACAAUACGUUCGACAUGAGCACCAGGAGUAUCUUGCUGCAGUUCGCCGCCUUCCAGCCGAAGAUCUUUCGAGCCGUUCGACCCGAGAACUCGCCGGCCAACUCGAGCCUGGGCCUGUCGAUGGACUGCUGGGUCAAGUACUACGCCUUCAAGCCGGAUCGUGAUAUGGAAUAUGAAGGUGUCGUCAAGAAUGUGUCUCCCACCUCGAUCGGCCUCAAGAUGAGAAAUGUCACCGGCCUCUACGUGAACAUCGAGAGAGACUGCAAUAAGCAUCAGGACGAGAGUCCCAAAAAAAAGUGCUGCACAGUGACCAAAGACGAGAUCGUUAAGUUCAAGUUCGUGAAGUUCGGCGUGCAUCCGCACAGUGUCUUCAUUUACGGUAGCAUGGUAUGAUCGGGAAAAUCGCGUGCAAAGACCGUCCCGACGUUGAUCGUUCGAUGGUACGAAAAUUGCACGAAACUUAGCGAAUUUAACAGUAUUUUCAGAUAUAGAUAACGUUAGUGUUUUCGUAUGCGAGCGUGUGUGUUGCUCGAUCAAAACAAAUGAUCUAUUAUUGUCGAGUCGAAAGGUGAAUUGCACUCGGAAUUGAACGUAUACAAUCAGUUUAGUGAUGCCUAAGUAGUAAAUUGAUUAGAUAUCAAUUCCAAAAUAAAAUGAUGUACAGAAAGAUAUAAACUUCCAAAAGUUCACAAAGUGCAUUUUUUGCUAUAAAAAUAAAAAGAAUAUUAGAAUUUAGAAAGAGAGCAUAUUAAUUAGAUUAAUUGUAAGUUUUAGAGUCUAUUUAUUAUGUAGCAUAAGUUGAAAAAAACUGAGAUGAUUCUAUUUUGUUAUAAAUGUAACGAGCGAUAUUUGAUUUUCAAUGAUUAGUCCGUUCUGUGUUCAUUAUUGAAAUGUUUACCGUUAUUGAGAUAAGUUGGAAUAAAUGUUGUAAAUGUUAUAAAUAAUCAUAACGUCGUUAUAAUUCUUUAUAUUUAUAACAAUGUUGUCACGAUUAUCGUACCUGCUGUUAUUAAAUAUUUUAUAGCUACAAUUA
Molecule: messenger RNA, 1688 nt
Organism: Trichogramma pretiosum
Lineage: Eukaryota; Metazoa; Arthropoda; Insecta; Hymenoptera; Trichogrammatidae
Exons: 3
Coding region: 356-1048 (230 amino acids)
Source: RefSeq, a predicted model, not a curated record